GGGCUCCAGGUUAGUAUUUCGCACUUAAUACCUAUAUAAUGGAAAAAGCUGCUGACUCCGGUGAGUCAGACGCUGAAGCUAAUGACGAUCAUGGCACACACCCGAGUCGCGGGUACACGCUUGACCCGGGAUUCGACGCCAACAGCGGCGAGUGCAUCGCAUACCUAGCCAUAUUAGUACACAUAGUCUGUAUUCUCUAUGCCAUUGGAUUUGUAAAGGGCGUUAAUGGCUUACAGCCCGCGUGGCUGCGUAAAAGUGCCUCUCGUUCACUCGGAUUAUAUCAGGGAUGUAAUAAACAUCCCAGGGCACAUAGUAUACUAGUUCCUCGUACCUCUAAUGCUACUCAUCGGUCCAUAUUAGACUUUCUGGGUCUCCUGAAUGCCAAAAGACGCUCUGUAACUGAAAAUUCACUUAUAUGGUCGUACCUUGAGAGCCGUCUUCGCAAUAUAGUAAUGCAGGUACCUAAUGACGAUUUGCCAAAGUUGUCUGGUAUGUUAAAAUAUAACAGUUUCGUUCACUUGAUGGACGAUAACAAUUUGAUCUCACAGAUCGAGCAAUUACUCAAACGACGCAAUGACUCCAUGUUGUUAUUUGGAGAACCAAUAGUUGUAAAGGACAACCUGGCAAUACGUGAUGUACCAUAUAGCAAUGGAUCGAAUCUGUUGCAAGGAUAUGCUCCCAGUUAUACCGCAAGGGCGGUAGAGCUUCUACAACAUCAUGGUGCCCUGUUAAUCGGCAAGACUGCAAUGGACGAAUUUGGGGUUGGAGCGUCAACUGAUGCAGCAUUGAACCCAUAUUCAAGCAAGCAUGUGGCAGGAGGGUCGUCGGGAGGUUCGGCGACCGCCGUAGCAGGCGGUAUUGUAAAUAUUGCAAUAGGUACCGAUACUGGCGGCUCAAUACGUUUGCCAGCUGCGUACUGCGGCUGUAUAGGCUACCGACCUUCAUAUGGGUUAAUUAGCAGACAAGGAUUGAGUGAGCUGGCCGGUAGAUUCGAUACCGUGGGCAUAUGCACGAGGAACGUAGAUGAUUGUAUAAAGACACUAUUGUGUAUAAUCGAUGAAAUAACGCAGGAUUGCACCGACUCGAAGGCGUCAAGCAAAGUGAUUCUUGACCUGAAGUCAAUGCUGCACAAUAAGGAUACACUAAAGCAGUUGAAAGUAGCGUCCUUGGAUACCGAGAUCCUGGUGUCCAAAGGACUCCUAGACCCCGAAAUGGCUGACAAUAUUCGCAAAGUAGAGCUUAAUUUGAGCAAGCUCGGGGUAAAUGUAGUGAAAGUACCACCACCAGAACUGGCUAAAAUAGCAAGAUCAUAUCACAUAUACGUUGCGGCACAAAUGGCAAGUAACCUGCAAAGAUUUGCCGAUAUGCAGUAUCACACGCAACAGCAACACAUGUCAACAGAGGACAUGAUGUCACAAAUGUACCCAGACACCCGUGCCAGGAUGCAAGGAGGAGUCGACAUUUUACAGCAAGGAUAUGACCACGAAAAUAUUUUUAAAGAAACCAGAGAUUACAUACAUGGAUGGAUGAAUAAACACAGCAUAUUCACAGAUUUAAGUAUAAUGCUGUCACCCACCAGCGCGCAUCAAGCACCUUUGAAACGUAAAACACAGCGAGAUUGUAUCAAAGAAGACUUGUACACUACACUGGCACCGUUCAUAGGUGCCUGCGCCAUAGCUAUACCCACCGGAAUGGGCAAAGAUGGACUACCGCUCAGUGCACAAUUCACCUCGGCACGAUUCCAGGACGCAUUGCUGCUAGAAGCGGCGCGCGCUUACCUUGACCAUGCGGGCAACUUAAUACCAACAAAUUGAUAAUGAAGUAAAGCACGAUACUGUAUCUACCCUUGCUAAG
Babesia bovis T2Bo is the source of this 1854-nucleotide messenger RNA. Its product is annotated as amidase family protein. The record is from RefSeq and is a predicted model, not a curated record. Bases 39 to 1814 code for a protein of 591 amino acids. The transcript is spliced from 3 exons. Lineage: Eukaryota; Apicomplexa; Aconoidasida; Piroplasmida; Babesiidae. Gene Ontology annotation, molecular function: catalytic activity.